AUGUUAAAUUUAUUGAAGUAUGAAGAAUGUAUACGUCAUGCAAAUGAUGCAUUGCGAGAUUUGAUGGAACUUGUCAAUAUGCCCGAUUUUGAGGAUCACGAUGGUUGGAAGCAAAAAAUUUCGAAUAAAAACGAUGUUGUUUAUUCAAAACGCUAUAAAAUGGGAAAAGUUUUCACAAUGAGGCAAGCUUUUGUGGAACAUUGGGAAAAUUUCGUCGAUAUUAUUCAUUACAAUAAAAAUAUCUCAAGUGUGAAGAUUGUUGCUGAUCUAUCAUCUAACACCGAUAUUGUUUAUUAUGCAAUGAAUGACAUUUCAAGCAUCAAAGGUCGAGAGUUUCUAAUGUGUCGCACAUUUCGUCGUGCUGAUAACGAAAUUAUCGAAGCUGCACGAAGCAUUGAUCUUCCUGAUUUUGAAUAUAAUCCACAGAAAAUACGUGGCCAUAUUAUACUUGGUGGUGGACGUUUUCGAAUUCAUCCCAAAGACUCCACCAAAACAAUUGUUGACUAUGUGAUGUGUGUGGAUUUUAAAAUUCCGGAUAUACCAAAAGUAAUUAUGGAUACAACACUCAGUAUGCUAAUUAUACAAGAUGCAGAAUCGAUACGAAAACAAAUCGAAAAGCUUAAACGUGAAGCUGUAUGA
Molecule: messenger RNA, 639 nt
Organism: Acanthocheilonema viteae
Lineage: Eukaryota; Metazoa; Nematoda; Chromadorea; Rhabditida; Onchocercidae
Source: the annotation of a GenBank genome assembly